AUGAGUGAGCAAUCUAAAACUUCAAAUGCAAUUGGUAUUGAUUUAGGUACAACAUAUUCAUGUGUAGGUGCUUACAUGAAUGGUAAAGUUGAAAUUAUCACAAAUCCAGAUGGUGAUAGAACAACUCCUUCUAUUGUGGCUUUCGGUGAGUCUGGAAAUAUUAUCGUCGGUUCUGCUGCAAAGAGUAUGUACACAAGUGAUCCUGCCUCAGUUAUUUUUGAUGCUAAAAGAAUGAUAGGAAGAGGAUUUGAUGAUGAUAAUAUUAAGACUUGUAUUUCAAAGUGGCCUUUUACGGUUGUUAGAUAUAAUUUCCAAACUAAAAAGGAAGAAGCUGCUCCUGUUCCUGGAUCGCAAAAAGUAAUUGAUAAUAUUGCUAUUAAAAUCGAAAAAAAUGGCAAGACAGAUUAUUAUGCUCCUAUUGAAAUUUCAUCAAGGGUACUUACAUACAUGAAAAAGGCUGCAGAAACUAGGCUUGGAACUAAGGUUGAUUCUGUUGUUGUAACUGUUCCUGCUUAUUUUGAAGAACCUCAGAGAGAGAGAACUAAAGAAGCUGCAAUUAUUGCUGGAUUCAAACCUGAUAAUAUUAGAUUACUUGCUGAACCUACUGCUGCUGCUAUGGCUUAUGGUCAUAAAAAGACUGAAGAAAAUCAAAAUAUUGAAACUAAAGAAGAUAUACUUGUAUUCGAUCUUGGUGGUGGUACAUUUGAUGUAUCUGUACUUGAUUUUGAAUUUAGUACAAAGAACGGAUCUGUGGGUGUUGUAAAGGCUACUGAUGGUAAUACUUUCUUAGGAGGUGUAGAUUUUGAUAAUUUAUUAAUUCAAUAUGCACUUGAUGAAUUUAAAAAGAAAAAUGGGCUUAGUCCACAAGAAGAGUUUAAACAGAAUUCAGUUCUUAGACUAAGGGCUGAGGUUACAAGAGUUAAAGCUUUGUUAAGUUCUACCGAUAAUUCUCAGAUUUAUGUUCCUUGCUUCCAUGGAACUGUUGACUUAAAUAUUCCAAUUACCCGUGCAAGGUUUGAAUUUUUAUGUGAUCCAUUAUUUAAGAAUUGCUUAGAGAGAGUAAAGGGAUGCCUUCUUUUGUCUGAAGAUAUUAAAGGAGUGAAUUAUUCUAAAGAUGGCACUAAAUUAUUACUUACACCUGAUUUAGAAGCAAAACUUAAUCAAAUAAAGAGUAAGAUUUCAAAGGUCAUUCCAGUAGGAGGAUCAUCAAGAAUUCCAAAGAUUAAGAAAAUGUUAGGAGAUUACUUUGGACCAGCUAAGGUUGUUGAAUCAUUAAAUCCUGAUGAAGCUGUAGCUUACGGUGCAGCAUAUCAAGCUGCUUCUGUAUUCUCUGAUGUUAUGGGUGAAUCAAGUGGAUUACUUCUUAUUGAUUGUUGUCCUUUAGAUUUGAGUAUUGAAACAGCAGGAGGUGUUGCAACUGUUCUUAUUCCUAGAAAUAGUUCUAUUCCAGUUAAAAAGACCGAAACAUUUACAACUUAUGCAGAUAAUCAAACAGCUGUAACAAUUAAUGUUUAUGAAGGUAACAGAGCUUUAGCUAAGGAAAAUAAUUUGAUUGGAUCAUUUAAUUUAGAUGGAAUUAUUCCAGCUCCCAGAGGGGUACCAAAGAUUGAAGUCACCUUUGAUGUUGAUAAUAAUGGUGUGUUGAAUAUUACUGCUGAGGAUAAGCAAACUAGUAAACAGUCGUCUUUAACAGUUUCUAACACUCAAAGUAGAUUAACUGAUGAACAAAUUCAAAAAAUGAAAGAAGCUGCAGCUGAACAUGAAAAAGCGGAUGAAGAUGUUAAAAGGCUUAUUACAAAGAAAAACGGAUUUGAAUCAAUUUUACAUUCCUUUAAAAGUGCAGUAGAACAACAUCAACAGUUACCACAAGAAAAGAAAGAUGAGAUUAUUGCUAGAAUUAAGCCUUACGAAGAUUGGGUAUAUGGAAUUGAUGGAACUAAAUUUGAUGAGAGUGAAAUGGAUCAAAAGGAUCAGGAACUUAAAGACAUAAUGAAAGAAGUAAUGCCAACCGGGCAGGCUCCACCACCAGGUGCUUAA
Molecule: messenger RNA, 2037 nt
Organism: Vairimorpha ceranae
Lineage: Eukaryota; Fungi; Microsporidia; Nosematidae
Product: heat shock protein 70
Exons: 1
Coding region: 1-2037 (678 amino acids)
Biological process (GO): cellular response to unfolded protein; protein refolding
Cellular component (GO): cytoplasm
Molecular function (GO): ATP-dependent protein folding chaperone; ATP binding; heat shock protein binding
Source: RefSeq, a predicted model, not a curated record